This is a messenger RNA of Aquila chrysaetos chrysaetos, 2096 nucleotides long. RefSeq names its product transmembrane protein 45B-like. NCBI's taxonomy places the organism in Eukaryota, Metazoa, Chordata, Aves, Accipitriformes, Accipitridae. The record is from RefSeq and is a predicted model, not a curated record. The transcript has 6 exons. The coding region runs from base 653 to 1498 and encodes 281 amino acids.
GUGGAAAGUAUUAUUAAGAAUAAACUACGUUUUAUAGGACGCCUGGUCAGAAAAUUGCGUUCGGAGUUGAAAUAUGGGUUGUGAGCGGGGAUCCCCGGAGGAGCAUCCAUCACGACCCGGGAAGCACGGAAAAUGAAGUGCUUCAAAGAAAUUAAUCUGUUCUGCAGUGUUUCGUGGCCGGGGCUACACCGAGAGGUGCGGGGACCCGGGGUGGGGAGUAAUGCCCUUGUCCCUGUACGAGGUGGGCAAUGGGGGAGCGUGACAGAAGGAAAUUUAAUCAUUGCAAUGAAAUGUGAGAAACUAAAGAUGUGGGGGGAAAAAGCCUUAAGACAGCCAGUUUUUCAAGUCAGGAAGUCGCAGGUGAGUUUCGAGGGAGAAAACUGCCAAUUAAAGCCCCCAGUGUGCGCAGGGGUAGUUUUUUCUUUUUUUAAUGUGUCAAUGUUUUAACGUUGGUUGGUUUUUUUUUGUUUUUUUUUUUUUUUUUAAACGAUGACCCUGGUCAUCGUUCCCAUCUGGCCGGGGUUUGGGGGAGGCUGGGAGAUCCCAGGGCUGGCAGGGAGGAGGCAGGUGCUGCAGGCAGGGGAGGAGCACAGCUCACCUGGGCGCAGGUACGGCAGCGGGAUCACCGGCACGGUCGGAGGACCUUGUCAGGAUGGCGAACUUCAAGGGUCAUGCGCUACCGGGCAGUUUCUUCCUGCUCUUUGGGCUCUGGUGGUCUGUGAAAUACCCACUGCAGUAUCUCAGCCAGAAAGUAAAUAAGAAAUCCCACAGGAUUUAUUGUUUCCAGCGUGUGGAUGCCAUCGAAGGGGGAAUCAAAAUCAUCUUUGCCCUAAUAGGGAUGCUGGCAGAGCAGUUCGUCCCAGAUGGUCCACACUUGUACCUCUACAGCGGGGAGAACCGCGACUGGGUGAAGCUGAUGAACUGGCAGCACACCACCAUGUACCUCUUCUACGGCCUCUCCGGGGUGGUGGACGUCUUCACCUACAUCUCCAACGUGGUGCCGCAGGGUCUGGAUCGCCUCAUGCUGUCCGUGGCUGUGUUCGUUGAAGGUUGUCUCUUUUAUUACCACGUCCUUCACCGCCCCAUGCUGGACCAGCAUAUCCACUCCCUGCUGCUCAUCGCCAUCUUUUCAGGGGCCUGCAGCAUCGUGCUGGAGGUCUUCCUCCGUGACAACAUUGUCCUGGAGAUGUUCAGAGCCGGUGUCACCAUCGUCCAGGGAACGUGGUUCUGGCAGAUCGGGGUCGUGCUCUUCCAGCCGUGGGGAGGUCCCACGUGGGAUGAGAAGGACCACAGCAACAUCAUGUUCCUCACCAUGUGCUUCUUCUGGCACUGGGCAGCCGCUGUGGCCAUCCUGGCUAUAAACUACACUCUCGCUUACUGCUGCAUCCAGAGGUGCAGGAGAGGCAGCGGAGAACCCUACAUCGGGCUCGGAGUCCGGCAGCAUAAGCGUGACACGAGCUCCCAAGCCGCCUUCUUAAAUGGAUCUGAUGAAGAGUGAAAAGGGUGCAAUCUCCUUCUCCAAAUACAUGAAGAAUCUCUUUUCUAGAAGGAAAAAAAAAAGAAAAAAAAAAAUCUAACGAAAUGUUUACAUUUUGGAAGAGCGAAGAGAGGUGCACGUUGAGCGCACGGGGGGUAGCUGCCCUCCAUCCGUACACGACUAUCGCCGUCUCUGAAAUGAGCACUGUUUGCGGUGAUUUUUAGCAACAAAAUUAAGCGCAGAAAUUCAACAUGAUGAGAUCGCUUCGUCCCACACGUCCCACGUGUGUUUUCAUAGUGAUGGAGGGCAGCCUUUGCCCAGCUGACUUUUCCAAGAGCCUGGAGGCUUUGACCUGCUGCAUUUGAAGUCAGGGAAACCUCCAGGCUGAGGUCAGGUACCUCUGGACCAAGGCAUCAUCCCAAGGAGGAAGAGUGAAAGAGUGUUGAAUGUGAGAUUAUGUCAAAUUUGCAGCACCACGGCUUGAUUGUACACAAUACAAAUUUUAUUACCGAAGCUUUGAACUAAAGAGGAGUUUUGUUAAUAGUUUUCGUGUUCACUUAAAGGCUGAAAGAGUGAAUAAAUGUGAAAUAAAAAUCCUCACUGAGCUGAUAUCCUUAAA